Trifolium pratense (red clover) is the source of this 1845-nucleotide messenger RNA. Its product is annotated as patatin-like protein 6. Gene Ontology annotation, biological process: lipid metabolic process. The record is from RefSeq and is a predicted model, not a curated record. The coding region runs from base 121 to 1416 and encodes 431 amino acids. The transcript is spliced from 2 exons. NCBI's taxonomy places the organism in Eukaryota, Viridiplantae, Streptophyta, Magnoliopsida, Fabales, Fabaceae.
CACAUUUCACCAUUUUCAACAACAAAUUCUCUCUCUUUCUCUCUCUCUCUCUCUCUCUAACUUUCUCUCUCUAUAACAAAAACAAACAUUCACAUUCACAUUCACUCAAUUUGCAGAAAAAUGGCGGCACUGUCUACAUCACCAAUGAACUUGAACACAAUUGACUCCAACUUUGAAGUUGACAAACUCACCUAUGAAAUCUUCUCCAUUCUGGAGAACAAAUUUCUCUUCGGUUACACCGACACUGAAAAUCCCAAAAAUUCUCUUCAAAAUCAACCAAAAGACGUUAAAUCGUCCAAAAACGCCGCCGGUAAAGUCAGAAUUCUCUGCAUUGACGGCGCCGGUUACACCGACGGCAUUCUCGCUGCUAAAUCUCUCGCUCACCUUGAAUCCUGCCUGAAAAGAAAAUCCGGUAACAAUAACGCGAACAUCGCAGGUUUCUUUGACGCCGUUGCCGGAACUGGUGUCGGCGGAGUCCUCGCCGCACUGCUUUUCACACGCGGAAAAGACGGACUACCUAUGUUUACUGCUGAUGAGGCGUUGAGGUUUCUGAUCAACAACCGUAACAGAAUUUCGCGGCGAUCGGGGAUUCUCCGGCGAGUUCUUCAAUCGGAAACGAAAUCGGAGAAGCUUUUUAGAAAAACGUUCGGUGAGUGUACUCUGAAAGAUACACUGAAACCGAUUCUAAUCCCUUGCUACGAUCUCGUCACACGCGCUCCGUUCGUUUUCUCCCGCGCCGACGCGCUUGAAAUUGACGGUUAUGAUUUCAAGAUUCGUGAUGUGUGUGCUGCCACGUCAGCUGAUCCAGCGGCUUCUAUUGAAAUGAGGUCCAUUGACGGGAAAACGAAGAUUUUAGCCGUUGAUGGUGGUAUUGCUAUGAACAAUCCAACGGCUACUGCUGUCACACACGUGCUUAACAAUAAACACGAGUUUCCGUUCUGUAACGGUGUUUCUGACUUGUUGGUUCUUUCUCUUGGGAACGGAGAGUUGGACUUUAACGCCGUUAAGUCUCCGUCAGGUUUCGUGAGAAUUGCUGGUGAAGGAGCUUCCGAUAUGGUUGAUCAAGCUGUAUCAAUGGCAUUUGGAGAGUGUAGAUUGAACAAUUAUGUGAGGAUUCAAUCAAAUGGGGUAAUGGCAAAGGCAAACAAAGGGAAGAUUGUGAAAACGGCGUCGGAUUUGUUGGCGGUUUCGGAGGAGAUGUUGGCACAGAAGAAUGUGGAGUCUGUAUUGUUUAAAGGAAGGAAGGUUGUGGAAAAUACAAAUUUGGAUAAAUUAGAGUUAUUUGGUGGAGAAUUGAUUAAGGAAGAAGAGAGGAGAAAAACUAGUAUUUUGCCAACUGUGGUGUUGAAGAAUGCUUCUCCUUCACCUAGGACUUCAUCUGCUACUACUUUGUCAAGUUUGUCUUCAAGCUCUUAGGUGAUUGAAGAGAAGAAAGAAAGAGGAUGAUUAGAGGGAAGAUAAUCUAAAUUAGAUAUUGUUGUGGGGUUAAUUGAUUUUCAUAUUUGUGAGUUAUUAAAACUUAAAAGGCGUGGUUUUGGAUUAGCUGCCGCUUAAGAUUGAUUAAUUAAGGAAAAUUGAUCUGGGCUGUGCAGUGAUGAAUCCUAGAAGGAGUAUUUCAUUAUUUUAUUUAGUUUUUUUUAUUUUAUUUUUGGAGUAUAUAUUACUUGUUUUUUAGUGAUAGUGAUUUUGUUAAUAUGGGUAUUGUCAAAGGAUGAAUUUUGUACAAGUACAAGGUUAGAGUUGUGGUUGAUUUGUGAGAAUUAGAUUGUAAUCUUCAGUCAAAAUGUCUGAUAUGAUUUGAUUGUUAUUGGGACUAAAUUCUAAAAAAUUGAUGCUUGAUCGAUA